GACAAAUUCCUUCGACAUCCCACAAAACCAAACCAAACCAACGACACUAGCAACCGGUGAUAGCUCCUCCCUCCGUCCUUGACCAUUCCCUAUCUUUCCCUUUUCGUCCCAAGAUUUACAGCAAAAAUCGCACCUUUCCCCAUCAUCUCCCCUCCGAAGAAUCGCCCACGUACGAACCAGACCCAGGAACCUUCCCUUCUCAACCCUCGCGAUCCAUUGUCGAUUUCAGAGGUUACCCAUCACACCCUUUUCCUUUCCUUGGCCUUAUCCGGUGGCAAUUAUGGAGCUCCCGAGAUCGGGGAGGAGGCCGCAGCCCUCGUCCGGGUUCUUGCUAGGGUUCCUGCUGCUGUCGCUGGUGCCCCUGUCGGCGGCGAGGUUCGUGGUGGAGAAGAACAGCUUGGCCGUGACGUCGCCGGACAAGAUCAAGGGCACGUACGACAGCGCGAUCGGCAACUUCGGGAUCCCCCAGUACGGGGGCAGCAUGGCCGGUGCCGUCGCGUACCCGAAGGAUAACCGGAAGGGUUGCAAGGAGUUCGACGAGUUCGGCAUUUCGUUCAAGUCCAAGCCCGGCAUGCUCCCCACGUUCGUCUUGGUCGAUCGCGGAGAUUGCUUCUUCGCUUUAAAGGUUUGGAAUGCCCAGAAAGCUGGUGCUUCUGCAGUACUUGUUGCAGAUGACAUCGAGGAACCAUUAAUAACUAUGGAUACUCCUGGAGAGGAUGGUUCGACUGCAAAAUACAUUGAAAAUAUUACUAUACCUUCUGCACUUAUUGAGAAAAAAUUUGCUGAAACAUUAAAGAAAGCAAUAAGUGGUGAAGAUAUGGUCAAUGUGAAUCUUGAUUGGAGAGAAGCUGUUCCCCACCCUGAUGAUCGUGUUGAAUAUGAGUUAUGGACCAACAGCAAUGAUGAAUGUGGAGUUAAAUGCGACAUGUUGAUGGAGUUUGUGAAGGAUUUUAAGGGUGCGGCACAGAUACUUGAAAAGGGCGGAUACACUCAGUUCACCCCCCAUUAUAUUACUUGGUAUUGCCCUCAGGCAUUUACCUUAAGCAAGCAGUGUAAAUCCCAAUGCAUAAAUCAUGGGAGAUAUUGCGCUCCUGAUCCUGAGCAGGAUUUCAGCUCUGGUUAUGAUGGGAAGGACGUUGUGCUUGAAAACUUAAGGCAACUAUGCUUGUUCCGAGUGGCUAAUGAAACUAAAAAGCCUUGGGUGUGGUGGGACUAUGUUACUGAUUUUCAGAUUAGAUGUCCCAUGAAGGAGAAGAAGUACAACCAGGAAUGUGCCGACAGCGUUAUUAGAUCUCUUGGCCUUGACCUAAAAAAGAUUGAGAAAUGCAUGGGAGACCCAAAUGCUGAUUCUGAUAAUCCUGUUUUAAAGGAAGAGCAAAAUGCCCAAGUUGGAAAAGGAUCUAGAGGGGAUGUUACCAUCUUGCCAACUCUUGUUGUCAAUAAUAGACAAUAUCGAGGUAAGUUAGCGAAAGGUGCUGUUUUGAAGGCAAUUUGUGCUGGUUUUGAGGAAACAACCGAGCCUGCUGUCUGUCUAAGUGGUGAUGUGGAGACAAAUGAGUGCUUGGAUAAUAGUGGUGGCUGCUGGCAGGACAAAACAGCUAACAUCACUGCCUGCAAGGAUACAUUUCGUGGGAGGGUGUGUGAGUGCCCCUUGGUUGCUGGUGUGCAAUUCAAAGGAGAUGGCUACACCACCUGUGAAGCAAGUGGGCCUGGGAGGUGCAAGAUUAACAAUGGAGGUUGUUGGCAUGAUCCUCGGAAUGGGUCGUACUCUGCUUGUUUGGAUUUCGGGAACAGCAAAUGCCAGUGUCCUCCUGGGUUUAAAGGGGAUGGUGUCAAAACUUGUGAUGAUAUUGAUGAAUGCAAAGAGAAGAAAGCCUGUCAAUGCCCUGAAUGUAGCUGCAAGAAUACCUGGGGAAGUUAUGAGUGCACAUGUAGUGGAGAUCUUCUGUACAUUAGGGAUCACGACACCUGCAUAAGUAAGAGCAGUGCAGAGACAAAAUCUGCCUGGGCUGCUGUUUGGGUCAUUGCGAUAGGUUUAGCCAUGGCUGCUGGUGGCGCAUAUCUUGUCUACAAAUAUAGAUUGAGGUCAUAUAUGGAUUCAGAGAUCAGGGCUAUAAUGGCACAGUACAUGCCUCUCGAUAGCCAAGCCGAAGUCCCGAAUCAUGUCAGCGAGGAUCAUGCAUAGAGAGAGAGAGAGAGAGAGAGAGAGAGAGAGAGAGAGGCUAUGCACGCUUUAGUCUCUCGAAGGUUUCAGGCAACAAAAAGGAUUCGGUUUGAGCGGACUGCCCUUAAUUUGUCCAUUCACAUUUUAAACGUGAAUUGUGUCGCUGUAAAUGAUGAUGUGGCACAGAGUAAUGGGUCACGGGUCACAUAUUUUUAGCGAUUGGAUUAUUUCAGAGAGUGCUUCCUGAUCUUGUGCUAGAUUGGAAACGUUUCAUGUGGAAUGGGGUGUAUAUGACUUAGAGACAGUAGCUUCUAGGACUCUUAGUUUUCGUUAGAUUGUUUUUCUGAAUUACAUCGAGAAGAGCUCCCACAUUCUAUAUGUUUAAAGUGCUUCACUGUAUACUUUGUUUUAGGCAAACGAUUUCGUUCUUGCCUGAAAUGGAUGAUUCCUUUUCCUUGUUGCA
Molecule: messenger RNA, 2627 nt
Organism: Syzygium oleosum
Lineage: Eukaryota; Viridiplantae; Streptophyta; Magnoliopsida; Myrtales; Myrtaceae
Product: vacuolar-sorting receptor 3-like
Exons: 12
Coding region: 281-2185 (634 amino acids)
Molecular function (GO): calcium ion binding
Source: RefSeq, a predicted model, not a curated record